AAUCUCAAUGGAGAAUUGCCAGAAUCACUUGGGAAUUGCAGUGGUUUGCUUAUAGUAAGUGUUUCACGUAAUGCAUUUACUGGAAAUAUUCCUGUUGGUCUAUGGACAGCUUUCAAUUUGGCAUAGCUGAUGUUAAGCGAUAAUUUGUUCAUGGGUGAGCUUCCUAAUGAAGUAUCAGGGAAUCUUUCUAGGCUUGAGAUCAGUAACAACAAGUUUUCUGGUAAAAUUCCUACAGGAGCUUCUUGGAGGAAUCUUGUGGUUUUUAAUGCCAGUAACAACCUGUUUUCUGGCACAAUCCCUCAAGAAUUAACCGCUCUUCCUCGUCUUACUUCUCUUUUGCUUGAUGGGAACCAACUCAGUGGAUCCCUUCCUUCUGAUAUAGUCUCAUGGAAGUCAUUAACUACUCUAAAUAUGAGCCGAAAUCAACUUUCUGGACAAAUCCCGGAGGAAUUCGGUUCUCUACCCAAUCUUCUCGAACUUGACUUAUCUGAGAACCUAUUUACAGGCCAAAUUCCACCUCGGUUUAACUCUCUGAGGUUUACUUUUCUCAAUCUCUCUUCCAAUCAUCUCACAGGGGAAAUCCCAAUCAGUUUAGAAAAUGCUGCUCAUAAUAACAGCUUCUUGAGUAAUCCUGGUCUCUGUACCAGAAGUUCAUUGCUAAGCCUUAAUGUCUGCAAUUUCAAUACUCAAAAAUCAAGCAAAAAAUCAACCGAACCCAUAGCUCUGAUAUCAAGUGUUUUGGCAACAGCCUUUGUGUUGGCUUCGUUACUCUCAUUCUUGGUGAUUAGAGUUUACCAAAAGAAAAAGCAUGUAUUAGAUUCAAAAUGGAAGCUUACUUCAUUUCAGAAGUUGGAUUUCACUGUAUCAGAUAUAUUGUCAGGGUUAACAGAAAACAAUAUGAUUGGGUGUGGAGGAUCAGGAAAAGUAUACCGUGUGGCUACUUAUCUAUCAGGCGUUGUUGUUGCUGUGAAAAGAAUUUGCAAUGACAAGAAGUUAGACCAAAAGCUUGAGAAAGAGUUGAAUGCGGAAGUUCAGAUACUGGGUAGAAUAAGGCAUUUGAAUAUAGUGAAGCUGCUUUGCUGUAUUUGCAAUGACGAUUCAAAACUUCUUGUCUAUGAGUAUAUGGAGAAGCGAAGCCUGGAUCAAUGGCUGCAUGCGAAGAAGAGAUCAACAGGGGUGGACUUAGACUGGCCUAUGAGGUUCCGGAUUGCAGUGGGAGCCGCCCAGGGCCUUUCCUACCUGCACCAUGAUUGCUCACCCCCCAUUAUUCAUCGAGAUGUCAAAUCAAGCAAUAUCCUGUUAGAUUCUGCUUUCAAUGCAAAAAUUGCUGAUUUUGGUUUGGCAAGGCUAUUGGUUGAGAAAGGAGAAGCUACAGUUUCUCUUGCGGCUGGAUCUUUCGGCUAUAUAGCUCCAGAGUAUGCUCAAACAACAAGAGUAAACGACAAAAUUGAUGUCUACAGCUUUGGGGUUGUCCUUUUAGAGCUAACAACUGGGAAGGAGGCUAAUUUUGGGAAUGAGAAUGCAUGCCUAGCAGACUGGGCAUGGCGUCACAUGAAUGAAGGAAGACCAAUAGUCGAUGCGUUGGAUAAGGAGAUCAUGGAAUCUUCUUGCUUGGAUGAAAUGAGCAUUGUUUUCCAACUUGGGGUUAAGUGUACCAGCAAACUGCCUUCUGCUAGGCCUUCCAUGGGAGAGGUCUUACAACUACUGCUUCAUUACAGUCAUCCCUUUGUUUAUGGAGUGAAGAAUAUGGGAAGAGAUGGCGAUGCCAUUCCCUUCCUAUUGAAUUCAAAGCGAGGAUAUGCAUCAGACUCUGAUGAAAAUGCCUCAUCUGUGACUGUUGGUGCACUUGCAGCCAACCUGUAGUUUUUAGCAGAAAUAAGGUCACCUAAAAUACUUUAUAGAAUAGUAUAGGCAAGCAAAUUGUUUAGAAAAUAAGCAGCCAUUGCGCAGCUGUGUGAACAACUCCUCUUUUUUUUUUCUGUAAUUAUUCCUUCAGUCAACUUGCAAAUUCGUGCCCAAGAAUCCUA
Messenger RNA from Hevea brasiliensis (rubber tree), 2027 nucleotides. Its product is annotated as receptor-like protein kinase 5. The record is from RefSeq and is a predicted model, not a curated record. NCBI's taxonomy places the organism in Eukaryota, Viridiplantae, Streptophyta, Magnoliopsida, Malpighiales, Euphorbiaceae. Gene Ontology annotation, biological process: protein phosphorylation. The transcript is spliced from 2 exons. Gene Ontology annotation, molecular function: protein kinase activity; ATP binding; protein binding. The coding region runs from base 130 to 1863 and encodes 577 amino acids.